AGUGUGAAUUUUGCAUAAAGAAGAAUUGCAGAAUGUGCAUGAGAUGCAUUCUGUUAAUUCUGUUUGAAAUAACAUGUUAAAAUUUACAUUGAAUCAAUUAAUCGCAAUCAAUCAAGAUACUGUGUAUUGACCAAUUGACGACGUGGGAAUCGAGUGGUCUAUUUAUGUGUAUGUGUGUACUGUAUAUACAAAGGAAUUUUUUUUGAUAUUCUGCGAACGUAAACAAAGAUAAGAAAGUAUAUAUUGCCCUCUGGCCACAUUCCACUAUUGUCUUUUGCUUCGAGAAGGACGAGAAGCAAGAGCCUUUCUGCGUCGCAAUCGAGAGACACAAUGAAAAUGUCUAACCUUAAGAAUAGUGUACUUCUAAUACUCUGUGGAAUAUGUUGUACAGCAGCGCUUCCCAAAGAAAACUUGACAGCUCCAACAUUCAGUAAAACUUAUACAGUAAAAGGAACUUUGUACAUACCAUAUGCAGAAAUUCGAGAGCCUUUCUAUGCAUGGUACGAUGGCACCAGUGGUUCUAGUAGAAUCGAUUAUUAUGGAGGGAUGGUUAAAACUUUUCAACUGGCUAACAAAGGACUAUAUGGAGCUAGUAUAAAAUUAGCACCUAUUACCACAGAGACUGUUAGUAAUGAAGAAACAUGUCUUCAAGUGAAUGGUACUGAUGAUGUUAAAAUACAACCGCAGUCUAUCCUUCCAGAUGCAUCUGAAAUGGAGUGUAUUGGAGAAGAGAUGAUCAACGGAUUACUGUGCGAGAAAUGGCGACUUGUACAAGAAAUUGGGGAAAAAACAAAUAAGUACACUCUGUGGAUACGUUAUAAGAAAUCGCCAUAUCUACCAAAAGUCAAAGAACCUAUUCCUAUGAGAUAUGAAAUGAAAGGAUUUAAUAGCCUUUUAGGUUCACAUUAUGAUCAUUACUAUUUGGAAUAUGAUUGGUAUUCCUCUGAUAAACCUUCUGAGGAUGUUUUUAAAAUUGUAGAAGAUUCUAAGUGCGUCAGUUUCCCGGGUCCAGGUGAAAAUCAUAUAUAUACUUUUAACCCAAUGCGUGAAUUUAUUCAUAAUUAUGAAGAUCAUUUGCAUCAAGCAUUUGACAAAUUCAAAAAGACUCAUAAUAAAGUUUACAACGAUUUGGAUCACAUGUAUCGUAAAGAUUUAUUUAGACAAAAUCUAAGAUUUAUUCAUUCUACAAACCGUGCUAAUUUGGGUUAUCAGUUAGAUGUGAAUCAUUUGGUGGAUCGUAGCGAUCUCGAAUUGAAAGCUUUACGAGGCAAACAAUACUCUCCUGGUGUACACAAUGGUGGAGCACCAUUCCCACAUGAUAUCGAAAAGGAAAUCGCAGAUGUACCUGAUAGUUUAGAUUGGAGAUUGUAUGGCGCUGUAACGCCAGUCAAAGAUCAAUCAGUUUGCGGCUCUUGUUGGAGUUUUGGUACUACUGGCGCGGUAGAAGGUGCAUAUUAUAUGAAGCAUAACAAAUUAGUACGUCUAUCUCAACAGGCUCUCAUUGAUUGUUCAUGGGGAUUUGGUAAUAACGGAUGUGAUGGCGGAGAAGAUUUCCGUUCAUAUCAGUGGAUGAUGAAACAUGGUGGUUUACCUACUGAAGAAGAUUAUGGUGGUUAUUUGGGACAGGAUGGAUAUUGUCAUAUAAACAAUGUAACAUUAACAGCUAACAUCACAGGUUUUGUUAAUGUUCCUCCACGUAGCGUGCAAGCUUUAAAAAUCGCUAUUGCUAAGCACGGUCCUAUUUCUGUUGCUAUUGAUGCCUCUCAUAAGACAUUCUCUUUUUACUCUCAUGGAGUGUAUUACGACCCAGCUUGUGGCAAUACCGAGGAUAAAUUAGAUCAUGCUGUUUUGGCUGUUGGAUAUGGUACUAUGAAUGGAAAAGGUUAUUGGCUGGUAAAAAAUUCUUGGUCAAAUUAUUGGGGCAAUGAUGGAUAUAUUCUAAUGGCGCAGAAGGAUGACAAUUGUGGAGUUCUUCUUACACCCACAUAUGUUACUAUGUAACUGUAGUUCUAUUUCUAAGAAUUUCUAAGAAUUGGUCUCAUUUAAGCUCUCUUCAAAUAAAUAAAUACUAUUGAAAUAUGAUUUUAAAAAAUUGAGAGGCUAUAUCAGAUAUAUUUAGCUAUACAUUUCAUAACGAACAAAGAGUAAUAAAUUGUUGAAGAUGUAUUUAGUAUACAAAAAUCCGAUUACUGAUAAUGAAGGAAAAUAAAAUAUUUCUUAAUUAAAAAAAGCGUCUAUUAAACAAUUUUUAUUUUAAUAUUGAAAGGUGAUUACUUAAAAAAAAUAAAAUAAAAUAUUUAUAUCAAAAUAUCAUUUAAAUUUGAAAUAUGUUGACAGCAGAAAUAAACAGAAUUAUUCAUGGAA
Messenger RNA from Solenopsis invicta (red fire ant), 2364 nucleotides. RefSeq names its product digestive cysteine proteinase 1 (gene 26-29-p). Lineage: Eukaryota; Metazoa; Arthropoda; Insecta; Hymenoptera; Formicidae. Gene Ontology annotation, biological process: immune response. Gene Ontology annotation, molecular function: cysteine-type endopeptidase activity. Gene Ontology annotation, cellular component: lysosome. Bases 331 to 2001 code for a protein of 556 amino acids. The transcript has 12 exons. The record is from RefSeq and is a predicted model, not a curated record.